AUGGGAGAGAACCAGUCUGUGGCCAUGGGUGACGAUUUGCCGACAGAGUCUGAUGUCGGCUCUGAUGGCAGCCUGCCUUCGCUCGCUUCUGAAGGUUUGGGCGAGCAGGACCACGUUGUGUCGUGGCAUUGCCAUUGCAAAGAUGGUCCAUGCGUGCCGCCAAACUCAGACAUCGAGACCGGCUGCAAGGUGCUUCGCGAAGGGCUGCUUGCUUGUGAGCCGGAAGUGCGCCGGCGCCGGGUGUGGCUUAGUCUUCGGGAGCUUCGUGUGGUCAAGCAAAUUCCGAAAGGAACCUAUCUGAUCAACGAGAGUCCUGUUUGCAGAAAGAUUUGGCAGAAGGCUCACCUGGUGGGCAGUGGAACUUUGCAUGCUUUGCAGGAGGCUGUGCAUUGCGAUGGCCCACCUGCAGAUGGCCGUAAGAAGGGGAUGCAGUGUCAUCCCAGAUCUGUGAGCCUCACCGCUGGUCAGCAAGAUGUCAACAAGUUCUGCUACCAUGCUUGGGCCAACUGGGCAAAGCAUAUUCCAACAGAAGAAGGGUCGGCCUUUCCCACUGAGAACCAGGACCUGCAGCCGCGACCUUUGCCUUUGGGUCUGUGCGAUCAUGUCGUUGCUUCCGAUGAGAGUCAGGGGCAGAUGGACGGUGUUCCGGAACCAUUACUUGGAGCUGAUGCCGCCCUUGCUGUGGAAUCUCGACGGUUCCUGCCUCAUCAAACCUUCCAGGAAUUCUAUGAGAUGUAUGUGAACUGGAGCGAAGAUCCAGUUCACUUGAGCUCUUUCCGCCGCAUCUACAUGAAGUCAACAUGGCAGGACAAGCUGCGCAUAGCUGACUCGCAACACCAUGGCAAAUGCAGCACAUGUGAGCGGCUGAAGAUGUUGAGAAAGCAAGUCACCACAUCAACACAGGAGAAGCAAGUCCAAGAAGCGCACUCUGGUCAUGUCAAGAGCGUGAUGCUGGAUCGCAACUGUGAUGCCUUGGCGCAGCAAUUGGGAGCUGAUUCGGUGCAGGUCUGUGGCGGUGUCCCGAAAAUUCCUAAUAGGGAGCGAGCUUUGCUGUCCUGGACCCAAGACUCGAUGGAUCAGGCGAAGUUCCGAUGCCCAAGGCACGUCUCGAUGGCCAAGGUUCUCGCCGAUUCCUGGCGCCCUCAACUGGCAGCUCAUGGCAUCAUCAUUGACGGAGUUGGCAAAAUGCUUUUUCUGGCAGAUAUGGAUGUCGGAAAAGGUGCAGACGUUCAGUGCACAGUGACGUGCCGUGCGUUAGAGGUGGUGGCUGAGCGCCUGGCUGAUCGUGGUGUGGAUAUGCCGUUGCAUUUUCGCUGUGUCAGUGACAACGCCACGUCCGACAGCAAAAACAACACUUUUCUGAAGCUUUUGGGCAUCUUGACAGCCCGCGGCAGAGUGAAUUCGGCCGUCUUUUGUCAAGGCCGUGUAGGUCAUACCCACAACCGCCAGGAUGCUAGCUUCAGCCAUGUGGCGACAGUGUUGUCCAAGGCGCAGACACUCCAGGAUCCGCAAGCCUUCAAGGAAAGGAUCGAAUUCAAUUUGAUGGAUUACCAUGUGGAGCAAGCAGCCAUGGACUUUCAGGCUUGGUUGUUUCCUGUUGGGACCCGGAUCACUGGAUUCAAUCAGACAAAGGAGGCCACGAAGCAAAAUUUGGAGGCAUGUCACUCGUACAAGCUGGUCCGGAGGGAGUGCUUGCCGGAAAAGUGGCGAUCUUUGGUCGUUACUGCUCCUUUCCUUUCGCACCUGGAGGCCCAUCCCAGAGACGUGAUCCUGUUCUCGAAGCAAUAUAUGGCUUCGUCUCAGCUGAGCCAGAAACCGAUGCUCUACAUGCCUUGGGAACUGGUUUCGAAGCUAUCUCCCAAACCAAUGCCAGAACCCAUCCCUCGACACUGCUUCAGUGAGCGCCAAGCGAAAGAAUUCUUGAAAACUGCUUCCCUCAUGGAGUCUUGGAAAUACAAAGAUUCUGCUCUCUACCUGCAAAAUUUGGUUCGCAACAACCAGCAGGGAUCCUCGCCUUCUUGGGUUUUGCCUCCUGUGAAGUGGGUCUUCCAGAUUGACACGGACGAAGGAAAGGUUUGUGUGGAAGGAUUGGCUGAUCAGCUGGAUCUGGGCUUUGCCUUCACAUCACCUUUGGACAUCACUGUUGUGAAGGAUGCCAAGCCAGCCAAAAAGAACGCAAAGCCAGAAGCCAACGUGCAGGGAGCACCGCCUGGGCACCAUGCCAUUGAGAAAGGGGCUCCGCCCGGCCAACAUCCAGCAGCUCCGCAGCCGGCAGUGGAGCCUGAGGCCAAGGUCAAGGCAGCAGCAGCUCCCAAGGCAACCCGUGGACGAGGUCGUGGCCAAGGCCGUGGGCGUGGCCGUGGUGAAUCUGUUCCGGCGGCUGCAAGCAGUGGCGAGGCAGCCCAUGCUGCGCAUCCCAGCGCUGAGGCAGCGGCAGCGCCUGCGCCUGCUGAAUCAGCAGCAGCAGCAGCAGCACAACCAGGCGAGCCUACCACAAAGCGCCGUCGCAUCAGCGUCCCGCCGGGCAUCAAACUGGGGUGUUCCAAGUGUAACAGGUGCGAAGUGGGAUGCACUACUUGCCGGCCGAAAGCUGGUCUGAUCGAAAGUGAGAAGAAGGGCGUGUGGAUUUUGAAGUCUGAUGAUGGAGCCAUGAGUGACAACGUCUCAGUCGAGCGUGUGAAUGCAACAAUUGAAAUCAAUUCCCAUGACGUGGUUGAUGUCUCGGAGCUCUUCAGCAGACCCAGACUGGUUCCACGGUGCCAAUAUUUUAGUUUAGUUGGAGGAGAGUCCUUUGAUGUGAAAGACGAUGAAGAGUUGGAUUUGGGCGGUGUGAACGGCCGUGCAUCUGUAUGGUCUCAUAUCAGACUCUACCAGCCCCGUGUCUUCAUACUCUCUCCUCCCUGUACCCUGUAUUCAGCAUUGAUGCACUUGUGGUGCCGCAGAGCGAUGGGAGAAGACAAAUAUCAAAGACGCCGAGAGGAAGCUGAUCGCCUGCUCUAUUUCGCUGUUGAAAUUGCUGAAUAUCAGCGACGGCAAAAUCUCCACUUCCUGUUUGAGCACCCAGAUGGAGCCAGCAGUUGGGAGACAGGUGCUCUUCGACGCCUCUGCGGACAAGAUGGGGUCCUUGUCAGCCGAUUCGACCAAUGCAGGUUCGGACUAGUAUGCCCUGGCACAGGUGAGCCUAUCAGGAAACGUACUCGCUUCGUGCACAACUUGCCAGACAUUGACCGGGUUUUUGGAAAUGCUUUCUGCACAUGCUCCACCGAUCAUCGGCAAAUACAAGGUUCUGAGGCCGGGGUGCAGCUCUCAUCUCACUGCGAAUCUUACCCGCAGGAGAUGGUUAAUGCGAUGCUGUCUGCCAUCCGAGCAGAAAUCAGUGUAGAAAUGCUGGACUAA
Cladocopium goreaui is the source of this 3396-nucleotide messenger RNA. NCBI's taxonomy places the organism in Eukaryota, Dinophyceae, Suessiales, Symbiodiniaceae. The record is from the annotation of a GenBank genome assembly.